Molecule: messenger RNA, 612 nt
Organism: Rotaria sp. Silwood2
Lineage: Eukaryota; Metazoa; Rotifera; Eurotatoria; Philodinida; Philodinidae
Source: the annotation of a GenBank genome assembly
AUGAUUGAUAAUACUCCAGUUAAUAUUGAUGCUAAAACAAUUAGUCCAUUCAAGAGUGUCAUUACUUCAGCAGGCACAUUACAUGAAGAUAAUCAAACCAUUGUAAUUGCUAUUUAUGGUUGUUGGUUACCUGAUCAUCGUCUUAGAGAAUAUCGCUAUAUUAUGGACCAACUUUUUUAUUAUGUUUAUCAUAAAUUAGAGAAAUUAGUUACAAAUGAUUAUGUUCUAAUUUAUUUUCAUGGAGCAACACCAAAACAUCGAACACCUGAUUUAAAAUUUCUUCGUAAAUGUUAUCAAAUGAUUAAUUUUCGACUUCGAAAAAAUCUUCGUUCAGUCUAUGUUGUACAUCCAACACGAUGGCUUCGUACUAUUAUUGCUCUUUCUAGACCAUUUUUUAGUAAAAAAUUUUAUCAUAAAAUCAAUUAUUUAUAUACAAUUGCUGAACUUGAACGACAAUUUCCUCGUAAUCGUCUUUCAAUUCCAGCUACAAUAGAACAAACGGAUUGGCUAUAUUCUCAAAAAUAUGAUCGUCACAAUGCAAGCAUAAAUCGUUCUAUUGCACAAUCAAUAUCUCGAUCUAUGGUUAAUAAUGAAGAUGAAUCAGCUGCUUAA